Molecule: messenger RNA, 1023 nt
Organism: Oncorhynchus kisutch (coho salmon)
Lineage: Eukaryota; Metazoa; Chordata; Actinopteri; Salmoniformes; Salmonidae
Product: monocyte to macrophage differentiation factor 2-like
Exons: 3
Coding region: 33-443 (136 amino acids)
Cellular component (GO): membrane
Source: RefSeq, a predicted model, not a curated record
AGUUGGGUCCGUGGUCAUGUGUUUCUAGGUUGAUGCUGAGGGAGUUGGGUCCGUGGUCAUGUGUUUCUAGGUUGAUGCUGAGGGAGUUGGGUCCGUGGUCGAGUCACAUGCGAUGGAUUAUCUGGAUCAUGGCAGUUAUCGGCUCCACAUACGUCUUCUACUUCCACGAGAGGUAUAAACUGUUGGAGUUACUAGGAUACGUGGCCAUGGGGGCGGGGCCUGCACUUGUCAUCCUGUCCAUGGCGGACAGGGCAGGUUUGUGUGAGCUGGCGGUGGGUGGGAUUUUCUACGUAGUGGGUGUGGCCUUCUUUAAGAGCGAUGGAGUCGUCCCAUUCGCUCACGCCAUCUGGCACCUGUUCGUUGCCAUGGGAGCAGCUACACACUACUACGCUAUCUGGAGACACCUGUACACUGAGACACACACCUACCGUGGUGCUAGCUAAACAUGGAUCUGGUCCUGUACACACCUGGACACUGAGACACACACCUACCGUGGUGCUAGCUAAACAGGGAUCUGGUCUGACUGUUUACAUGAUGACAUCACCACAUCCAACUCUUACAAUUAUUAGUAGAAGUACCACAGUUACCAACAUGCUGGAAACAGGCUUUGAUUAUAUAAUGCCCGUAUGUUCCACACCAGAAGGAUCUCUGUCCAAUUAGAGACAGGAAUUAGUGAACUCUGUCCAAUUCUUUAAGAGUUUACAGGAAUCAGUCAACUACCAGAAGGAUCUCUGUCCAAUUAGAGACAGGAAUCAGUGAACUGAAGGAUCUCUGUCCAAUUAGAGACAGGAAUCAGUCAACUACCUGAAGGAUCUCUGUCCAAUUAGAGACAGGAAUCAGUCAACUACCAGAAGGAUCUCUGUCCAAUUAGAAACAGGAAUCAGUGAAUUGAAGGAUCUCUGUCCAAUUAGAGACAAGAAUCAAUGAAUUACCAUAAAGAUCAUCAAGGACAACAACCACCCGAGCCACUGCCUGUUCACCAUGCUGUCAUCCAGAAGGCGAGGUCAGUACAGGUACAUCAAA